CGUUAACAGGAAACAUAGGAGUUACCGCCGUCACUUUCUCUCUCCAUUCGGCCGCGUAAUACCAGACAGAAAUAUUUAACGCGUACAAUUAAUUAAAAUCCAAAAAACCCCAAAAAUUUGGAAAUGAAAAAAAAAAACUGAAAAUUCAGAAAAUCUCGUCUUCAUCAGAAACGGACUCCUUCUUCACUUACACUCCUGAAAUCCAGUCCUUUGGAUUCUCAAAAAUCUUCCCCCGCAGCGCGCCGCCCUCUCCGAUCAUCCGGCCGCCGCCGCCGUCAUUCAUCCAUCUCACAGUCAGUCACCCGAUUUUCCCUUCCGCCUAGAUCGCCGUCCGGAUCAUUCCGUUUCUCCGCCGGGCGAACAAUACAGGUUCCAAAUCCACCGCAUUCUCCUCUCCAUAACUCAAUUCCGCUUCUCAUCUUAGAUUUUCCACCUGGUUCUGAUUCUAGGUCAAGCGAAUUAGGGUUUCCCGACAAGAAGGAGAGUAGCAGAGGACUGGUGAAUUUUUUUUUUGUUGGGAGAGAAAAAAAUGGCGCCGAGUACGUUCAGAAAGGCGAUCGGGGCGGUGAAGGACCACACCACCAUCGGCCUGGCGAAAGUGGCGGGGACAAUUUCGCCGGAGCUGGAGGUCCUCGUCGUGAAGGCGACGAGCCACGGCGAGGAGCCGACCGACGAGAAGUACUACAGGGAGAUCCUCUCCCUCACCUCCUCAUCACGCGGCUACAUGAGCGCGUGCGUCGCCACCGUCUCGAAGCGGCUGAGCAAGACGCACGACUGGAUGGUGGCGCUCAAGUCGCUGAUGCUCGUCCACCGCAUCCUCGCCGACGGCCACCCUUCCUUCGAGGACGAGAUCCUCUACGCCGCCCGCAGCGGGAUGCGGAUCCUCAACAUGUCCGACUUCCGCGCCGAGGCGAGCUCCAACUCGUGGGACCACGCCGGCUUCGUCCGGUUCUACGCCAUGUACCUCGACGAGAAGGUCGGCAGCUCGGCGUUCGAGCGGAAGUGGCGAGCCGGCGGCGGCGAGAAGGGCCGCCGCGGCGACGACGAGGCCGCUAAUUGCGAGUUCGGGAGGAGGUUCGACGAGAAAGAUGAGGAGCUAGGGUUUGACAGGAACUGGAGGUCGGAGAAUCAGAGGCGAUUCGACGAGAGGGAGGACGAAUUGGGGAAGCGGAGGUGGUCGAAUCACAGCAACGGCCGCGGGGAAGAUGAAACCCCCAAUCAAUUGAUUAGGAAACCGAAGGAUCUGGCUCCGAUCAAGGAGAUGGCGACGGACGGCGUUUUGGGGAAAUCGAGCCAGCUGCUGAGAGUUCUGGACAGGAUUCUGGCCUGCAGGCCUGCAGGAAUGGCGAGGACCAAUAGGUUGGUGCUGGUGGCGUUUCAGCAGGUGGUUAAGGAGAGCUUUGCUCUGUACAUGGAGAUAGUCGAGGUCCUGACCGUCCUGCUCGAUCGAUUCGCGGAGAUGGAGUACGCCCACACGGUGAAGGCGUUCGAUGUCUAUGUGAGCGCGGGGAAGAUGAUCGACGAGCUGAUUGGAUUCUACGGAUGGUGUAAGGAUGUUGGGGUCGCGAGGUCUUCGGAGUAUCCUGAUGUGCAGAGGAUUACUGACAAUCUGCUCGGAACUUUAGAAGGGUUCCUGAAGAAGGCGCCGCCUUCGACGAAAGAGGUUGUAGCUCCAGUCGAGGAAGAGGAGGUGCUUGAUAUGAACACGAUCAAGGCUCUGCCUGCUCCUGAGAGCUGUACUAGUACUCCCCCGCCAACACCUGAGCCGAAGCAGCAGCAACAACCUGUGGCGCAACAGGUUGUGGCCGUGGUGGCUACAGAGGAUUUGGUGAACCUGAGAGAUGAUGGUGUCACGACGGAAGGAGAGGGGAACAAAUUCGCAUUGGCAUUGUGGGAAGAAUUCCCUUCUACGAAUGGCGAGGCGGCGGAGACAGUAACAUCAGGAUGGCAGAAUCCUGCGGCGGAGAGAGGCAGGGCGGAUUGGGAACUGGCUCUGGUGGAGUCAACCAGCAACCUGAACAAGCAGAAGGCUACGAUGGCAGGCGGGCUCGACGCCCUGACGCUGAAUGGAAUGUACGAUCAGGGCGCGGUGAAGCAGCAUGUGGCCUCGACCAACGCUGCUAGUGCUGGGAGCGCUAGCAGCGUGGUGCUGCCUGGUGGGAUGAUGCAGGCAGCGCCGAUGCUGGCGCUGCCUGCACCUGACGGGACGAUGCAGGUGGUGGCGGGUCAGGACCCAUUCGCGGCGUCACUGGCGGUGCCUCCGCCGUCGUACGUGCAGAUGGCGGAGAUGCAGGCGAAGCAGCAGAUGUUCGUGCACGAGCAGCAGGCGUGGCAGCAGUAUGGUGGUGUUCACGGUGGGCAAGUUGCAAUGGCGAAUGGUAAUGGUGCUGGUUUUUAUAAUCCUUCACAGCAGGCGAUGGUGAUGAUGCCUUAUGGGAUGCCGCAGCCUGGUGGGUUCUAUAAUUACUCACAUCCCUAUUGAACGGUUUUUUUCCUUCCUUCUUUUGAGCUUUCCGCCAUUGUUGGUGUUAUAGAGGAAUAGUAUGUUUUGGACCUGUUGGUACUACAGUGUUUUUAUUUUAUGAUUCUUUGUGUUUUGGGGAUUCAGAUCUUUGCAUCUUUAGAUAAAUGAGAACUUUCAUG
This is a messenger RNA of Linum trigynum, 2643 nucleotides long. The record is from the annotation of a GenBank genome assembly. NCBI's taxonomy places the organism in Eukaryota, Viridiplantae, Streptophyta, Magnoliopsida, Malpighiales, Linaceae.